This is a messenger RNA of Laccaria bicolor S238N-H82, 504 nucleotides long. RefSeq lists its product as uncharacterized. The record is from RefSeq and is a predicted model, not a curated record. Lineage: Eukaryota; Fungi; Basidiomycota; Agaricomycetes; Agaricales; Hydnangiaceae. The transcript has a single exon. The coding region runs from base 1 to 504 and encodes 167 amino acids.
AUGCCACUGACUCCACAGAAACUAUUACCACGCAAUGCUGGAGCUGGUCCUUUGCUGUCUCCGACUAGGCAAAGUUCUCAGCCAGCUCUUGAUGCAGGUGCUGACGUACCUCCUGUUCCUGUUGAUCCUACUUGGGACUCUUCUGUUGCUCCUGACUUCGACGCCCCUGCCAGUGAGGUCCAGGCUGGUGAUGUCAAUUCUACGGUCAGCAUCAUGCCGAAAGCUGAUAAUGAUGGACAAUCCCAUACGCGUGCAGUUAUUAAAAAGGGGAAAGCUGUUACUGCUUGUAAUGGACCCAUUUGUCAGUCACAACCAGCAAAAGAACCUGUCCGGAACUGUGUCACAUGUGCCUUCGAGUUCUGCAAAAAAUGUUGCCUUGCAUAUCAAAGCGCUAUCGGGAGGCUAUGUGCACAACAUCCGCCACCUGUCACUCUUGGAGUUGGAGCGACUCCUUCUCAUGCUGAACUGUCCCUGGAUACUCCGACUGCGGCUGGGAACGAUUAG